Molecule: messenger RNA, 2142 nt
Organism: Ictidomys tridecemlineatus (thirteen-lined ground squirrel)
Lineage: Eukaryota; Metazoa; Chordata; Mammalia; Rodentia; Sciuridae
Source: RefSeq, a predicted model, not a curated record
AAUCUGUAAUUACUAUCAAUAUAAACACGAGUUUGUUUGUUUAGGUUUUAGUGAAGAAUAGAAUAGAAAUGUCCUUGAGUCCAGGGAAGUUUCUUAGUUUCCUUUUUCACAAACCUUGCUUAUCUCCCAAAAACCUAGAAGUAAAAAACAAUUACUUUCUAGCAGUCCACAAAUUAUAGUUUCCCUGUAAUGUCUUCCAGUUGAUUCUGAUUUCCCUGGGCCACUACCCUCCAGAAUAACCUGCCAUGCUAUUAGAAACAAAGCUUCUUUUAUGACUUCUAAGGCAUUCUAGAAAAAGAACAUCAUGCUAGCUAUUAUAAAGCUUCAGAAGAUUAAAAGAGCAUGCCUUGAAGAGAUGUCCAUCUUUUGCUUUCUCAUUCAUUAAUUCAGAGACCACAUCAGGAGGCUAGCACAUAGAAAUAUUAAUGUGCACUGAAGGAUAUGGAAAAUGACAACCCCCCAAGACAAUGUGACCCAGGAGGAGGGACAGAGGAAGAAGAUAUUGACAACGUGAAGCCAUUGGCGGGUGUAAAAAUUCUAGAUCUAACAAGAGUGCUGGCAGGACCUUUUGCUACUAUGAAUUUAGGAGAUCUUGGAGCAGAAGUUAUAAAAGUGGAAAGACCAGGAGCUGGUGAUGAUACAAGAACUUGGGGGCCACCUUUUGUGGGUACAGAAAGUACAUAUUUUCUCAGUGUUAACCGAAAUAAAAAAAGCAUAGCUGUUAAUAUCAAGGAUCCAAAAGGGGUGAAAAUCAUCAAAGAGCUUGCAGCUGUUUGUGAUGUAUUUGUGGAAAACUAUGUCCCUGGAAAACUGUCCACAAUGGGCCUGGGGUAUGAAGAUAUAGACAAGAUUGCUCCUCACAUCAUCUAUUGCUCCAUCACAGGUUAUGGUCAGACAGGCCCCAUGUCUCAAAGAGCUGGUUAUGAUGCCAUUGCCUCUGCUAUUUCUGGUCUGAUGCACAUCACAGGGCCUGAGGAUGGUGAUCCAGUUCGCCCAGGAGUGGCCAUGACUGAUCUUGCCACUGGCCUGUAUGCAUAUGGAGCCAUUAUGGCUGGAUUGAUACAAAGAUAUAAAACUGGAAGAGGACUGUUCAUUGAUUGUAAUCUACUGUCAUCUCAGGUGGCAUGUUUGACCCAGGUAGCUGUUAAUUAUCUCAUUGGCCAAAAGGAAGCAAAACGUUGGGGCACUGCUCAUGGCAGUAUUGUUCCUUACCAGGCUUUUAAAACCAAGGAUGGCUAUUUUGUAGUUGGAGCAGGAAAUGACCAACAGUUUGCUACUGUGUGCAAGAUCUUGAAUUUGCCUGAGUUGAUUGAUGAUUCCAAGUAUAAAACCAACCAUCUUCGAGUGGAGAAUAGAAAAGAGCUUAUUAAAAUACUAUCUGCACGGUUUGAAGAAGAAAUGACCACUAAGUGGUUAUGUCUCUUUGAAGGCAGCGGGGUCCCAUAUGGCCCAAUCAACAAUAUGAAGGGUGUAUUUACAGAACCUCAGGUGCUACACAAUGGCCUCAUUAUGGAUAUGAAGCAUCCGACUGUGGGGAAGAUUUCAGUCCCAGGCCCAGCUGUGAGAUACAGUAAGUUCAAGAUGUCAGAGGCCAGGCCACCUCCCCUGCUUGGGCAGCACACAACGUGCAUCCUGAAGGAGGUCCUUGGAUACGAUGACAGGGCUGUUGGGGAGCUGCUCAGCGCUGGAGUCGUGACCCAACACAAAACCAAGUGACAAAAGAGAAGCACUCUCUCUCAAAACCACAGUCUGAGUGCACUUUGCUGGUAAAGGUGAUACUCUCUGGAUCCUUCUCCCCAAUCCUGAUGCCAGGAUUUCCUGCCUGGAAUCUUUGCAAUAACUCUGGAAUUAACGAGCCUCGUGCCCUUCAAAUAUACCCCACCUUUUAUUCCCUAACAUUUUCUUUCAGAUGAUGGUUUAAUUGUGGAUUUGUGGAUUUUUUUUAUAAAGAUGUAAUAACUUUGUUUCCAUCCAAUAGAAAUGGUAUAUAUUUAAGGUGACAGAUAUGUUAAUUAGUCUGAUUCAAUCCUUCCAUAAAGUAUAUGUGUAUGAAGCAUCAAAUUAUACCCUGUAAAUAUAUACAAUUACUGUUUGUAAUUGUAUAUACAAUAUACAAUUCAUUAAAAAUGAAUCAAACUUAAA